Messenger RNA from Nylanderia fulva, 1422 nucleotides. RefSeq names its product insulin-like growth factor 1 receptor. Gene Ontology annotation, biological process: protein phosphorylation; regulation of TOR signaling; cell surface receptor protein tyrosine kinase signaling pathway. Lineage: Eukaryota; Metazoa; Arthropoda; Insecta; Hymenoptera; Formicidae. Gene Ontology annotation, cellular component: plasma membrane; signaling receptor complex. Gene Ontology annotation, molecular function: ATP binding; transmembrane receptor protein tyrosine kinase activity. The record is from RefSeq and is a predicted model, not a curated record.
CGUGACAGACGAUCGAAUACAAACAUCUACAAGAGAAAAGAAAGUUAUUAUGUUAAGAUUGUGUAAAAUAUUAUGUAUUUUAUUGAAAGUGUUAAUGUUAACAAGAACAGCCAUCACUUCCUCUUCGAAGGAUCAGGAGGCUCCUAUAGCUCAGUAUUUGACUGUCAACGUGUUCUAAGAAGAAUCUAUCAAGAAACAUUGAAUCAAUUAAUGUAAUCAUUGAGAAGAGUUCGAAACAUUAGUUGAUAGCUGCUGGUUGUCAGUCGAGAAUCGGGUGAAAGCCAAUCGAGUGCAAACAUCUACAAGAGAAAAGCAAGUUAUUAUGUUAAGAGCUUUAAAAAUAUUAUGUAUUUUAUUAAAAAUGUUAAUACUAACAAGAACAGCCAACACUUCCUCUUCGGAGGAUCAGGAGGCUCCUAUAGCUCAGCAUAUCAACAACGCAAAGAGAACAAAAUAAUUGUGCCUUCAAGAUUGCAAUACAAUCUAGGCGAGUUGGCCAUGACUAUAAUUGAAGAACAGCAAAUUAUUCUAGGAAAUCUUCUAGGUAGCGGUACAUUUGGACAGGUAUUUCGAGGAACUCUCAAGAAUUUUGAAAGAUCAGACACACCUGUCGCCAUAAAAAUGCUAAGAAAAAAUGCUUCCUUGAAAGAGAAAAAGAAAUUCUUACGAGAGGCCAAACUUAUGAACUAUUUUCGUCACAAACAUGUACUGAGAUUAUUAGGCAUCUGUGUGGACACGGAUUCACCAAUGAUUAUGGUAUUGGAAUUAAUGGAGGCUGGUGACUUAUUAACUUAUUUGACAGAGAGUCGGACGUUGCAACCUUUACAUCCGCACGCUUUGCGUCUACAAGACUUGCUUGCCAUGUGCGAAGAUGUUGCACGGGGUUGUCGCUACUUAGAAGAACUGCAUUUUGUGCAUAGAGAUCUCGCGUGUCGAAAUUGCUUUAUAUCGGCAAGAAAUCGUGAAAACCGUAUUGUAAAAAUCGGCGAUUUCAGCUUAGCUAGAAAUCUUUACAAGGAAGAUUGUUACCGCGACAAAGGGGAAGACCCUCUCCCUGUUCGCUGGAUGGCCCCGGAAUUUUUGAUGGACGGUAUAUUUACUUCACAAAGCGAUGUUUGGGCAUUUGGAGUACUGAUGUGGGAAAUUAUGUCAUUGGGUGAACAGCCUUAUUUUUCCAAAAAUAAUUCAGAAGUAGUGCAGUAUGUGUGUACGGGCGGUAAGCUGUCGAAACCUCUCAACUGUCCACCAAUGUUGUUCCAGUUGAUGCUGCAUUGUUGGACUGCGGUAAACAAUAGACCAAAUUUCAUACAUUGUCUCGAAAAUAUCAUAACAUUGAGAGACAACAUAGAAGACGCGAAACUGAUUUGAGUUCGAUAGUUAAUUUAAAAUAUAUUAAAAAUAAUAAUAAAAUGUAUGAUUAAA